AUUCAUAUGUAGUCAGCAGCGAUUCGUCUCGUUAUUCUUAGUGGAUAUAGCCUAUGACAAGAGAAACCACUUACGAGAGGGAUUCAUUACAAAUUACGGUCAUCAACGGAGGAGACAUACGUGGACACUAGAUCAGUUUGAUCAGAACAGGACAUCCUGGGGGUUUAGAGUCUCAAGAUUAAACGAGAUCUAUUUCCAUUCCCUAACACUUCUAACAGCUCAAACCAGUGCCAAACGGGAACUUACUGGUUAUUGAAAACAGAUCGUGAGGGCGAUUAUUUUAUUUAGAGAGAUACAUGUAAAUACAGGAGCAACGGAGAGAAACCUGUAUUGCAGGAGCCAGAGAAGAUCGCUAAAAGUCUGUCCUUAACAAGCGAGAGAGAGAGGUUUUCAACUAACGGAGAGCUGCAUUGAAAUUUGGAAGUGGGGUUACACUACCAGGUCUCCUCAUACUGGAAAGCUAGUUGUCUGGCUGGAAACCACCUCGCCUCGGACGCGCUGGGGGAAUAGAUUCCUGACAUGAGCGACUAACACAAUCGACAAACAACAACACACCGGCGGAUAAACCGCACUGAUCCCUGCGAGCGACCACCUGUUUCCAGCGCAGACCAAACGGUGGUGUGAAGUUUGAGAACUAUUCCACAUACAGACCGCCCCCACCUUACCAUGCCUUUGUCCUUCAGUUCAUCUCGCCUUUUCCCCUUCUCCUUCAUUUCCUUGAUCCUCCCCGUCCUCCUCCUGUCUUUCUCCAUCCCUUCUCAAGCUGACUCCCAAGAUGUAGCCCAGUCUACCUCCAACUGUUCUUAUAAUGUCGUGUGUGCAGAGGGGGUCCUUUUACCAGUGUGGAAUCCCCAGAAUCCCUCAGUUGGUGACAAAGUGGCCCGUGCCAUUGUGUACCUAGUGGCACUAGUCUACAUGUUCUUAGGUAUGUCAAUAAUUGCUGACCGCUUCAUGACUGCCAUCGAAGUUAUAACUUCUCAAGAAAAGGAGAUCACUACAAAGAGACCCAAUGGUGAAACGGUCACCACGACAGUUCGCAUAUGGAAUGAGACUGUCUCCAAUCUGACCCUCAUGGCUCUGGGUUCCUCAGCGCCUGAGAUUUUGCUUUCAGUCAUUGAGGUCUGUGGGCACAAUUUUGAGGCUGGUACUCUUGGUCCCAACACCAUCGUGGGAAGUGCCGCCUUCAACAUGUUUGUGAUCAUUAGCAUCUGUGUCUAUGUGGUACCUGAAGGUGAAAGACGGAAGGUCAAACAUCUUCGGGUGUUUUUUGUGACUGCGGCAUGGAGCAUAUUUGCCUACAUCUGGCUCUAUCUUAUCCUCUCUGUGUUCUCGCCUGGUGAGGUGGAAGUGUGGGAAGCAGUGCUGACAUUCCUCUUCUUCCCUCUCUGCGUGGUCCAGGCCUGGAUUGCUGAUCGACAAUUGCUCUUUUACAAGUAUGCUCACAAACGGUACCGAACAGAUAAGGGCCGUGGAAUUAUUGUGUCCGAGGGCGGUGAGGAGGUUGGGAAGGAGGUGGGAUUCACAAAGAUGGACAUGCUGGAAAUUGAUGGAAUCACAACACAUCUGGAUGGAAUGUUGGGAGGGGAAAGUGGGCUUGGUGGACGUGAUCAAGAGGAGGGGGCCAGGAGAGAAAUGGCCAAAACUCUGAAAGAACUGAAGCAAAGACAUCCUGACAAAGACAUGGAGCAGCUCAUAGAGAUGGCCAACUAUCAGGUUCUAAUACAGCAGCAGAAGAGCAGAGCUUUCUACCGCAUUCAGGCGACAAGGAUGAUGAUUGGUGCUGGGAACAUCUUGAAGAAACACGCAGCGGAUCAGGCACGUAAAGUGGUCAGCAGUGGGGAACCUCGGGAGCAAGAGGAUGACCCUCUUGUUACAAGAAUAGACUUUGAACCUGCCCUCUACCAGUGCUUUGAGAACUGUGGGUCCUUAAAACUUACUGUGCAAAGGCAUGGAGGAGAUGCUGGGUGUACUAUUAAGGUGGACUACCACACAGAAGAUGGCACAGCCAAUGCCGGUUCUGACUACGAAUUUGCUGAGGGCACACUCGUAUUCAAACCUGGCGAGAACAUUAAAGAGAUCACCGUCGGCAUUAUUGAUGAUGACAUCUUUGAGGAAGAUGAAUACUUCUAUGUCUGCCUGAGCAAUCCCCGUAUAGUCGGGUGGGCUGAUGGACAUCCUAUUACUUUGGAGACUGGAGCACCUGCUCCAAGCGCAGCCCUUGGUGAGGCCCACACAGCGACUGUGACAAUCUACGAUGACGACCACGCAGGAAUUUUCACAUUCGAAAGCGAAUCGGUGCGAGUUAGUGAAAGCAUCGGCAUCAUGCAGGUUAAGGUCCUGAGGACAUCAGGAGCACGUGGUCUGGUGGCGGUACCGUACCAUACAGUGGAUGCGACAGCUUGCGGAGGGGAAGACUUUGAGGAAGUGUCUGGAAAACUGGAGUUCCAGAACGACGAGACAAUGAAAACAAUCGAGGUGAAGAUUAUAGAUGAUGAAGAAUAUGAAAAGAACAAGACCUUCAGCAUUGAGUUAGGAGAGCCAGUGCUACUAGAGAUUGGACAGAAACAUGGAGACUCUAAUGAGAAUAAGCCAGAGGAAGAGGAAGUAGCUAAAAUGGGAUGUCCUAGUCUGGGAGAACAUACCAGAUUGGAUGUGGUGAUUGAAGAGUCUUACGAAUUUAAGAGUACAGUGGAUAAGCUCAUUAAGAAGACUAACCUGGCUCUGGUAGUCGGCAGCAGUAGCUGGAGAGAGCAGUUUGUUAGUGCUGUGACUGUGAGUGCAGCCCCUUGUAUCAAAGCAUACAGUUGUAAUUACUGUGGAAAUGCAUUUAUGCCACCUCUGAGCAGCAUUAAAUUCUUGACGGCGGUCACAGGCGAUCUUGCCUCCCACUUUGGGUGCACUAUUGGCCUGAAGGAUUCAGUCACCGCCGUGGUCUUUGUUGCCCUGGGGACGUCUAUCCCAGACACUUUUGCCAGUAAGGUCGCUGCCAUCCAAGACCAGUAUGCAGACGCAUCCAUUGGUAAUGUGACGGGCAGCAAUGCUGUCAAUGUUUUCCUGGGCAUCGGUGUGGCGUGGACCAUAGCUGCUGUAUACUGGCGUACCAAGGGCAAACCUUUCCACGUUGAUCCAGGUUCUCUAGCCUUCUCUGUCACACUCUUCACUGCUUUGGCUGUGGUGUGUGUCAGCGUGCUGUUGUAUCGCCGGCGCCCCUCAGUGGCUGGAGGAGAGCUUGGCGGUCCACGGACUUGCAAGAUAUUGACGUCCUUAUUUUUCAUCUCCCUCUGGCUGAUCUACAUCCUGUUGGCCUCACUGGAAGCGUACUGCCACAUCACUGGAUUCUGAGGCAGCGAGGCCUCAUAUUCUUUCAGCUUAAAGAGGAAUAUAAAAAAUGGCCAGUGAAGGAACAUUUGUUUUGUAUUAAUUAGAUAUUUAU
Sinocyclocheilus rhinocerous is the source of this 3433-nucleotide messenger RNA. Its product is annotated as sodium/calcium exchanger 1-like. Gene Ontology annotation, cellular component: sarcolemma; postsynapse; axon. Gene Ontology annotation, biological process: cell communication; sodium ion transmembrane transport; calcium ion import across plasma membrane. NCBI's taxonomy places the organism in Eukaryota, Metazoa, Chordata, Actinopteri, Cypriniformes, Cyprinidae. Gene Ontology annotation, molecular function: calcium:sodium antiporter activity. The coding region runs from base 667 to 3342 and encodes 891 amino acids. The record is from RefSeq and is a predicted model, not a curated record. The transcript has 10 exons.